GAAUUUAAUUAAAAUAUUAACGUUUACUUUGUGUACGAUAUCCACCUAUGAGAUUUGUGAAGGUGUCACGUGCCCGGACAAGACAUGGACACCACAGGGCAACAACUGUUACCGAAACAUACCGUACGCUGUGGCCAAUGAGGCCUCGGCCAAGAGCAAGUGCGCGGCAAUGGCCAUGGGUGCGGUGCCGGUCACUAUUCACAGCGCCACCGACAACAGGGAUUUGAAUUAUUUUCAUUACGCCAGUCCUGACACCAGCUUUUACAUAGGGCUAGAAUAUGAUAAAUUUGCC
Messenger RNA from Medioppia subpectinata, 292 nucleotides. NCBI's taxonomy places the organism in Eukaryota, Metazoa, Arthropoda, Arachnida, Sarcoptiformes, Oppiidae. The record is from the annotation of a GenBank genome assembly.